AUGUCACAGAUUUCAAAAUAUUAAUUGCAAGGAAAGGUUGGAUCUGGGGUUUAUGGAGAUGUUUAUAAGGCUAUCAAUACAUAAACGGGAAAGAUUGUUGCGAUCAAGAAGAUUAAAAAGCAAUAAUAAGAUUAAGGGAUAUCUGCUGUGGCUUUGAGGGAAACAUCGAUAUUGCAGACAGUCCAAUGUGAAAAUAUCGUAAAGUUGAUUGAAAUUGAAUAUGUCUAGGGGUGCAUUAGAUUGGUGAUGGAAUUCUAUGAUGUCGAUUUGGAUGCAUAUCUGAAAUAAAAUAGAUUGGAGAUCAAUAAGAUUUAAGAAAUUUUAUAUGGUAUCCUCAAGGGGAUGAAUGAAUGCCAUAAGAAGAAAUGCAUGCACAGAGACUUGAAGCCCCAGAACAUUUUAAUUAGUAAGGAAGGUAAAGUUAAAAUUGGAGAUUUUGGAAUGGCUCGAUCUUUCCAACAAGUGCCUGGAUCCUACACAUAUGAAGUGAUCACACUUUGGUAUAGGCCACCGGAGUUAUUGCUUAAAACUACUGGUUAUACAACAGCGAUAGAUGUUUGGUCUAUUGGAUGCAUAUUUGCUCAAAUGGUACUAAGGGCACCUUUAUUUGCUGGGGACAGUGAGAUAUAACAGAUGAAAUUGAUAUGCGAAAACAUAUCGUUGAAUUAGGAUAAUGCAUAAGUUUUAUCUAAUUCUAUAUUUUAAAAUUAAUUGGAACAGAAAUUGGAUUUGAAAUUUGCAAAUACAUGUAUAACUUAAGAUGGUUUGGAUUUGUUAAAGAAAUUAUUAUAAUUGAAUCCAGCCAAUAGGAUUUCUUGUCAUGAAGCUCUAAGACAUCCAUUCUUUAAUAAUUUCCAAGAGCCAGAUGAAAUCAAUUAAAAUAUGGAUAUAUUGUCAUAGUAUUUUAGGGUUUAAUAAUGAUGAAGAAAUUUGGUUUCAAUUAAGGAUGAUUCCUUAAAUUAAAUAAUUCAAUUAUCCAAAUAUAUUAAUAUAUAAAAUAUAUUAAAAACAAGAAUUGCUUGUUGAAAGAUCUUCAAAUACCAAAGGAAUGAUGUGGACUCAAAUAUUAAUAUAUAAAUAUAAUUUAAGCAAUAGUAUUAGUUUCAUAUGACUUAGGAUUUAUUUUAAUUAAUUUAAAAAUUAUUUAUUUUUUAAACUUGAAUCUAAAUUUUUAA
This is a messenger RNA of Paramecium tetraurelia, 1175 nucleotides long. RefSeq lists its product as uncharacterized. The transcript has 7 exons. Gene Ontology annotation, biological process: protein phosphorylation; G2/M transition of mitotic cell cycle; mitotic G2 DNA damage checkpoint signaling. Gene Ontology annotation, molecular function: cyclin-dependent protein serine/threonine kinase activity; RNA polymerase II CTD heptapeptide repeat kinase activity; ATP binding. Gene Ontology annotation, cellular component: nucleus. The record is from RefSeq and is a predicted model, not a curated record. NCBI's taxonomy places the organism in Eukaryota, Ciliophora, Oligohymenophorea, Peniculida, Parameciidae.